AUGGCUCAUUAUAGAUUUUCAGUAACCAUUACAAUUACUGAUGAAUCUACUUGCAACAUCAAGCAUGGCAGUUUGAAGGCUAAGCUGCUCAUCCAAAGUAGCUUAAUAAUUUGGGAUGAAACUCCAAUGCUUAAUAAAAUGUGCUUUGAAGCACUUGAUCGGACGCUCAGGGAUCUUAUGCCAGUUACCGAUCAACAUAAGACACAUAAACCAUUUGUCGGUAAGGUUGUUGUUCUAGGAGGUGAUUUCAGACAGAUACUUCCGGUGAUUCCGAAAGGGAGUAGACACGAUAUAUUGUCAUCAGCUAUUAACUCAUUCCAUCUGUGGUCAUUUUGUAAAGUUCCGAAACUGCAUACAAACAUGAGACUUCUAAUGUCUUCUUCGGAUCAAGAUGAAGGUGAAAUGAAGAGAUUUGCUAAUUGGAUACUAGAUAUUGGAAAUGGAAAUAUUGGUUCUGUUGUUGGUGAUGAAUCAGAAGUUGAAAUUCCAGAUGAUCUGUUGAUUACAACUACUGAUGACCCUCUCUCUCAUUUGGUAGACUUUGCAUAUCCAAAUUUAUUGCAAAAUAUGUCAGAUUAUAGGUAUUUUUAG
Molecule: messenger RNA, 591 nt
Organism: Arachis stenosperma
Lineage: Eukaryota; Viridiplantae; Streptophyta; Magnoliopsida; Fabales; Fabaceae
Exons: 1
Coding region: 1-591 (196 amino acids)
Biological process (GO): telomere maintenance; DNA repair
Molecular function (GO): DNA helicase activity
Source: RefSeq, a predicted model, not a curated record